Diachasma alloeum is the source of this 1292-nucleotide messenger RNA. RefSeq lists its product as uncharacterized. Gene Ontology annotation, biological process: positive regulation of voltage-gated potassium channel activity; regulation of synaptic transmission, cholinergic; sleep. The transcript has 3 exons. Bases 640 to 1017 code for a protein of 125 amino acids. NCBI's taxonomy places the organism in Eukaryota, Metazoa, Arthropoda, Insecta, Hymenoptera, Braconidae. The record is from RefSeq and is a predicted model, not a curated record.
GAAUUUGGAAUAGUAUUCCUCGAUUUUUUCAUUCAUCCAUCGGAUGUGUUUGUGCAUUUGUAAUUAAGCACUUCAAGUUUUAAGUCGACACGCAAACCGUAACCUGUUUUCAUCUUUUCCUUUUUCAUUCCGCUUGCCAUUACCAUCUCAUCAUCGAUUGAGGAAAAUCUGUUUUUCCUCCGCAAAUACCAAGAUUGUUUCCCAGAAAUUUAUGAGUGAGAUGUUAUCACAUUGACAUCUCGUACAAUUUCCAGAUUGGCAAAGCAUGAUAAUUCAUUUUCUACAGUUCCUGGAGUUUCAACUACUGCUCCAACCCUCCGCGUUCGCUUCUACGGUUGUGAUCAAUCGAAACCUGACUCAUUGUGUAUUCCCUGUACCCCAAUAGAUUACGUCGGAUAAUAAAACUUGAAAGCUCUCCAUUUUUCCGGAGCAACGGCAUAGGGAUUAUCUCAUUAGUCCUCUCAGCCCUUGUUUAACGUAGCCGAUAACAGAAAUCGAUGGUGCUUUAUCGGAGUUGUUCAUUGCAGGAGAACAUUCUGAGCACAAUACAUUAGUAAAGUGUAGGUACAGUUUUUGACGAACCACUGAGGUCGUGACAUCGUACUUCUCGAGCGAGAAUUGCCGGAAGCAGAAGACAGAAUGAAGGUUUUGUUGGUCGUCGGUUUGGUUGCGCUUCCCUUCGCUAUCGGGGGCAAUUUCACGUGCCAUCAUUGCCGCGGAUGUGGAGACCCCUUCAAUGCAGAAUCUGUCAAGUCGGAGGUCUGCGAUUCCGCGUGCGUGAAAACAGUCAUUGUGGCCAACAAUGGGACUGUCGCCACGGUGAGAUCCUGCCGCGAGGUCUACGAGCCAGGGCGGAAUACUUCAUCCCCGGGAUUACCCACCGAUGUAGCGGAAGUGCAUUAUUACCAAUGCAAGGAAAAUCUUUGCAAUGGAGCCUCCUCUGUCGAGCCUGCGUCCCUAGUACUCGCUAUCUUGAGCGUAAUUUGGAUUUCAGUUGAUGGCCUCAGUCAUCAAUAAUUUCGGAAUUCAAUUUCAUUAUUUAUAGUGCAAGAUUGUAUCUCAAUACACGGUCACACGAAAUAUCAGGCGGUGUGUCAUUACCCUUAUCUCUUAUAUCGAAGUAACACUCUCAGCGUUUUCAGUUCCUACAUGCUGAAAAAUUUUUGAUAAAAAUUAUCCUAGCGUUCUAUGAAAUGUAUCAUGUCAUCGUCACAUGUCAGUCAUCGUUUCCUCAUUUCUAUCCCGAAAUUUAGUGAAAAUUAAUAUGUGACGAUCAAAUUUUAUUACUUUAA